This is a messenger RNA of Ostreobium quekettii, 327 nucleotides long. The record is from the annotation of a GenBank genome assembly. NCBI's taxonomy places the organism in Eukaryota, Viridiplantae, Chlorophyta, Ulvophyceae, Bryopsidales, Ostreobiaceae.
AUGCCCUUGUUUUCUCUUGGUCUUUGUCAGAUUGCUGUUGGAGCUCAGCGUACGCUAACGGCCAAAAUGACAGAGCGUUUGCAUAUCCCAGGAAUUGUGUGUGACAAAGUUUGGAGGGGUGAUUGUUUAGGCGUGAACGUGUGCGACCCAGUGCCCUGUGUGCGUCGACCCAGUGUCCCAUGGCAGGGGCACGAACGCCCUGGCAUGCCUGCAAGAGCCGCCAAGUAUGCCUUGCUUGCAUCUGGGCUCGCUUUGUCCGAUUGGGCGAAUAUGCUCAAACUGUUUGUGCACAGUGUCGCUCAUCCGCGAAGGCUUGAUAUGUGGUAG